Oenanthe melanoleuca is the source of this 3791-nucleotide messenger RNA. RefSeq names its product cap methyltransferase 2 (gene CMTR2). Lineage: Eukaryota; Metazoa; Chordata; Aves; Passeriformes; Muscicapidae. The coding region runs from base 244 to 2538 and encodes 764 amino acids. The record is from RefSeq and is a predicted model, not a curated record. Gene Ontology annotation, biological process: 7-methylguanosine mRNA capping. Gene Ontology annotation, cellular component: cytoplasm; nucleus. Gene Ontology annotation, molecular function: methyltransferase cap1 activity. The transcript has 2 exons.
UGGGGAGAGCACAGAGCCCGGGCCGCGCCGGCAGGGGACUGGAAAUGAUGAUGGAAAAGCAGGCGUUUGCCUCUUCUUGCCAUUCGCUGAGCGAGCUUGGAUUUAGGGUUGAGCUUGUUAGUAUUGUGGCUGGAGCACCUCUGGGACAGGCUAAGAAAGCUGGGGUUGUUCUGCCUUGGAGACUUUAGAGCCCUUUCCAGUGCUUAAAAGUGGCGUAUACAAAAAUUGUGAAUCCACCCAAGAAUGGAUAAAUGUAAGCAGCCUUAUAUUAACCAGAAGACCAACCUUGAAAAGUUCAGUCCUGAAAUUCUUUCUGAAAUUGAGAAGCUCUUUGCGAAGAAGUUUACUUACACUAAACCAGUGAAUGAUGAAUGGAAGCUGCCAGAUGCCAGCAAUGCUUUUUCAUGUGAUCAUGUGGAAUUUCACUCGCUCCUGGCUCUGAAGAACUCAAUGAAUGAAGUGAAGAACCAACUGAAUGAUAAGAACCUUGAGGAUUGGCAUCGGCACACCUCAUUUACCAAUAAAGCAGGGAAAAUAAUAUGUCAUGUGAAGAAAUCUCUGAAUGCUGAGCUCUGUACCCAGGCAUGGUGCAAAUUUCAUGAGAUCUUGUGCAGUUUUUCUCUUCUCCCAGAAGAAGCUCUUCAAGAUGGAGAACUGAAUUCUGUCCACCUCUGUGAAGCACCUGGAGCUUUUAUAGCCAGCCUUAACCACUUCUUGAAGUCUCACCAUGUCCCUUGCCGCUGGAAUUGGGUAGCUAAUACCCUAAACCCUUACCAUGAAGCCAAUGACACCCUUACAAUGAUCAUGGAUGACCGUCUGAUAGCAAACACGUUACCUUGGUGGUACUUUGGCCCAGAUAACACUGGGGAUGUGAUGACAUUGAGACAUCUAACAGGGCUUCAGAGCUUUGUGAGCAGUAUGACGACAGUCCACUUGGUAACUGCUGAUGGCAGCUUUGAUUGCCAGGGAAAUCCAGGUGAGCAGGAAGCUCUGGUCUCACCCCUUCAUUACUGUGAAACAGUCACUGCUUUAAUGAUCCUGGGCACUGGGGGAUCCUUUGUUUUGAAGAUGUUCACUCUGUUUGAACACUGUUCUAUCAACCUGCUCUUUCUGCUAAACUGCUCUUUUGAGGAGGUCCAUGUCUUUAAACCAGCCACCAGUAAACCAGGAAACUCGGAGGCCUAUGUGGUUUGUCUUCGCUAUAUGGGCAGAGAAAGCCUUCAUCCACUUCUUCCUAAAAUGAUGCAGAACUUUGGAACAGACAUGGUCAACAAAGCCCUUUUCUCCCAGCAUGCACUACCAGAAUCGUUCCUUAAAAUACAUGAAGAGUGUUGCAUAUUUUUCCACAAGUUCCAGGUAGAGACUAUCUCUGAGAACAUCCGUCUUUUUGAGCGCAUGGAAGAAGCAGAGCAGAUGAAACUGAACAAGUUAAGAGACUGUGCAGUAGAGUUCUUCAUGCAAAAGUUCCACAUGAAACCCAUUGGCAGAAAUAACUGGCUUGUCAAGAAAUCCCAGGCUGGUUGCAGCAUGAAUGCAAAAUGGUUUGGGCAAAGAAACAAAUAUUUUAGUACAUACAACGAAAGGAAGAUGAUGGAAACCCUGACAUGGAACGAUAAAGUUGUAAAGGGCUAUUUUAAUCACUGGGCUGAGGAACAUAGUUUAAAUAAUGCUGGGAACAUGUGCAUUCUGGAGGGAUCAUUUUCUAACCUUGAAUGUAGCUAUUGGUACAUUUUGGAAGGAAAAAGAUUGCCAAGGAUAAAGUGUUCUCCAUUUUGUGAUGUUCAGGUCUUAGAGAAUCUUAAUGAAGCUGUGAAGGAGUUGGGUGGUGGGAGGCUGAAAAGCAGGUCAGUGCUGCAGCCCUGUCACUCUUGUGAAGUUCUUCCUGGGGAGCUCAUACUGGCAAAAGUGUCUGAUCUUUCCAGGUGCCAUCAGGAAGAUCUAAAUGAAAGUUGUAGUGACCAGUUCAAGUGCCUUGUGGUGGGCUUUCCCUCCCUCUGUGACGCAGAAGGCCAGCCCAGUAUGGAAAUAAAGCCCAUGGACUCAGCCAUGCUGCUGACUUUCAGCUUCUCUUUGCUGUACGAUGGAGAGCCAAAGUACCAGCAGCAGCUCUUGGAGUGUGUUCUGCGUUCGUUGGCCCAGCUGGCAGCAGGAGACGCGCUGGUUCUGCCUGUUCUCUCCUGCCUGACUCGCUUCACAGCUGGCCUGGUGUUCAUCCUGCACCGCUGUUUCAGGAGCGUCACCUUCGCGUGUCCGGCCUCGCGCGAUCCGCUGGGCGCCGGCGCCGCUUUGCUGUGCGUUGGUUACCGCGGCAUCCCCGCGCCCGUGCUGGAGUACCUGCAGCACCUCAAUGCGCUCAUCAGCUCUCUGCUGGAGGCAGACUCUCCCCAGCAGGUUCUGCAGUUCGUGCCCAUGGAGAUUCUCCUCCAGGACAAGCUCUUGGAGUUUCUAUGGGAUUUAAACACAGCCAUUGCGAAAAGACAGCUCCACCUGAUUGUGCAAGCUCAGCAGCAGCAAAUGGCUAAUGACAUUCCGCUUUAAAAUAACUCUAGAACUGUGUGAGUUGUUGCUGCUAGACCUUGUUUCACAGGCGGGCAGAAGGUGUUACUUUCACAUUAACAAUGUUUCUAACAUUAAUGCAAACUGAUGUGACGUUGAGAGUGCUGGAAGGAUGUUUUUAACUAUCAAUCCUACUUGCACCAUAUUUUCUGUGUAGGAAAUAGGAGAAAAGAAAACCAGACCUUGAUUUCUAGCUGCUGAGAUGAGUGUUUUAGGAGUGAGCAUAAGCCUGAGAGCCUCCUAUUGCCAUCCUUAAAAACUGUCUUUUGGCAUCCCUUUAAUUUACAGUUGGCUUAAUUCUUAAUGGUGGUGUGAGGGAAAUCCUGUGUAACUUGCCUUACCAUUUUGGAUGGUAUGAAAUGGUGGUGGUUAUGGGUACAUGUCCCCAUUUACCAUUCUUAAACAAGAGCCUCUGAAUUUUCACCUCGUAGCCUUUGAAUAUCAGCCUCUUCUUUAGCACUUCAGUCAGUGAGGACUGAGAUGAAAAAUUCCUUGCCAAAGCCUGAUAAUGGUUUCUCCAUCUCAUUCUUGCAGCUGUUUUGUGAAUGCCAUGCUGAUAUCCUGAGUUCCAGUUCUCUGUGCACUUCAGUCACUUGACAGAAGGAUCAAAUGGAGCUGUUUAUGCCAGAGAAGUGCUCAGCCUCUGGCUGUUCAUUGCUUACUCUUCAGGCCAUAAUUUGGAUGGCCAUCAAGCCCUCUCUUGUGACUUCUUAUGGGUCCAAAGCUGAGCUCAAUUCUCAAGAAUGAAAUUUGCUAAAAGAAUUAGCCAGUGGUUGUAGACACUUAGGCUUGUAACAAGUAGAACCUUCAGGAGACAUUUAAAUGCAGGAAACUUCCACCAGCCACAAGAGGCUCAUAUAACAUGCAGAUGCUGGGAUUUGCCAGCCUUUCCAUGCUAAAAAUCCUUAAAACAGCAGCUUUGAGGUGUUACCACCUGAACAAACAGUUCACCAGUUGUGUGCUGCCUUUCUUGUGCACAUGAGUAUGUUCAUGUUUGUGUGGGAGCCCUCAGGGUUGUACAGUCAUGAAGCUUUUGUGUUGUAAGUAAUUAAUGUGGGCUUUUGGUGUGAAAGAUGCAUAUAUUUUUUGAAGUAGAAGAAAAGAUGUUGAUUUACAUUACUGUUGUAUAUUUUGAUUUUAUCAACAAAUGUUGAAAGCAUUAGAAGACUUUUUUUAAAAAAAAAGGAAAACAAAUAUUGUUUGGAGAAAAUAAAACCUUUUAUUUUAGGUUUUCA